UCGCUUAUUGAGGGUCUCACAGUCUUUGUGUUCUUCGCCCUCAUUUCCGUUCUUCACUCUUUAUCUUAAACCUUAGAUCUCUUUGUUAGCUCUCUCAUAAACCAAGAUGUUCUCCAUUGCCGGAUCUUCCGUCACCAUGCCUUCUCUCUCCACCUCUCUGAAGCACAGCCAGGUGUCUAGCGGCAGGAUCUCAGGUGUGAAAUUAGUUUCAGCGCCUUCAAGCAGGGCGAGUUUUCCCUUGAGAAGGAGCUACAGGCAGAGAAGCCUUCAAGUUUGCUGUGCGGCUAAGCCAGAGACCGUAGAGAAGGUGGCUGGAAUCGUGAGGAAACAGCUUGCGCUUUCUGAAGAUUCUAAGGUCAAUGGCGAAUCAAAGUUUUCUGAGCUUGGAGCUGAUUCUCUCGACACGGUUGAGAUUGUGAUGGGACUGGAAGAGGAAUUUGACAUCAGCGUGGAAGAAGAGAGCGCCCAAACCAUCACCACCGUCCAAGAGGCUGCAGAUCUCAUCGAGACUCUCAUUUCCAAGCCUAAAUAAUUACUAUUAUAAAAAGCCCGCUGCUGCUUAUUAUUGGGUUUUUAAUUUAAAAUCCAUUUGGAUUUUGUUUGUUUGCUAGUUUUUAUAACUUUUUAUAUUCUUCUAGAGUGAUUAUGAUGCUUCGCCACAUUUACUCUUAAAACUGGAACCCUUCUUGAGAAUUUUGAAUCACUUCUACUUCUCUCAUCUCUAGUCAUACUGUUUUC
Molecule: messenger RNA, 738 nt
Organism: Cucurbita pepo subsp. pepo (vegetable marrow)
Lineage: Eukaryota; Viridiplantae; Streptophyta; Magnoliopsida; Cucurbitales; Cucurbitaceae
Product: acyl carrier protein 1, chloroplastic
Biological process (GO): fatty acid biosynthetic process
Molecular function (GO): phosphopantetheine binding; acyl carrier activity
Source: RefSeq, a predicted model, not a curated record